AGUUUUCAAUGUUUAUGUCAAACAUCGAAAAAGGAGCGAAAAUUAUAAACUAUGAAUGUCAUUAUUAGCUAAAUGGAAGCUUUGUAGCUAUAUUAUAAAUUAAUAAAACGAAUACAUCUGUGACUAGUUCUGAAAGUGAAUUUCAAGUGACUAUUUUAUUAAUUGCUGGUACUAUCCAAAUAUGUGUUUUGCUUAGUUAUCCAUUUCGUCAUGCCAGUCAAGAUUAGAGACACUAAAGCUUUAAAAGCUUCAAAAGAAAAUGCGUGUGUUAAACUUAAACAGAAAAUAAAUACAGACAACAAUUUAAGACCUCAACGAAAAGUUUUAGGUGAUAAAACCAACUCUGCUUCUGAUGAUAAUACUUCAAUACUAACUUGUGAAACAGUACCACCAAAAUCAGCACCUAUUGAAAAGAAGGGUAAAGUGUGUAAACCUAGUGUUACAGAAACGAUUGAGAGGCCAAAAAGGGCAAGACGAGUUCCUACUCGAUACAUUGAAAAUGAUGGUGAAAAAGUCAUUUCCAAGAAAUCUAAUUCACCUUCACCUUCUGUUAACACAAAUUUUGCAUCACCAAAACUGAAAGUACCUAUUGUCCUUCUGACUCCAGUUAAAAUUCCACAUAAAAUUCAUGAUAGCAGUAUAAUCAUAAAUCGACCUAAGAGAAUAUGCCGCUUACCAAGCAAGUUUGACAAUAGUUCCACAAGCCCUAGUAAGUUUUUAUCAGUGCUACCAAUUAAUUCAAGUACUCCUUUAGCUCCAAAGACACAGUCUGUGAAGCAAACUAAAAGAGAAUUGAGGUCAAAGACAGUGUCAGAAAAGAAGUUACAACCGAAAAAAAUUGUUAAAAAGGAUAGCAAAAGAAAAUUUAAUGAAGCUCAGACUACACCUCACAAGUCACCAAAACAAUCUCAUAUAACAAGUUUUUUAAAGAAAAAGUUGCCAGACACAAACAAUAAUGCUAAUAGUAAUAAGAAUAACUCAUUAAAAGCUGUGCAAAAGUCACCAGAUAAAAAGAGAGGUAUAAAUAAAUCAAAAGCUGAGAGAAAUAAAAUCAGAGAUAUAGACUUCUCUAUAAAAAUAUUAGAUGAUAAAAAAUCACUUAAAAGAAAUUCCAAUAAAGCUGAUGUGUAUGAAUUUACAUUUGACCCUUCUGAAGAACCACCUCCAGCUAAAAAGCAAAAGAAGAAAAAUGUCUCCAAAAAACCAUCUAAACCUAGAAAAGUCACUUACAAAAGUAAUUAUGAGAAAAAUUUAGCAAAAGCACUUGCUGUGUUAAAGAACACGGUGGCACCAGACAAAGUUUUAGAACAAAAUCCUAAGGAAGCUAAUGACCAAGCAUCAAGUAGUAAAAAUCCUGAAUCAAAUCAAGUAAUUUCCGCUGGUCAUAAAGUAAAUGACAAAAAUCAAAUGACGAAGCAAAAAAAUGACAUAAAUCAGACUGUCAAUAGAGAUAUUGGAACAAAUGCUAACGAAAAUGUGGGCAAUAAUUCUGUUAGAGUUGAGGAUACAGCUUUUGACAUUCAGGCAGAUACUGACAAUCUUAACUAUUCUCCUGUCAACACUCCAACCAGAACCAAAACUCCUAAACUGAAUACCACGAACACAGCCAACAUUGAUGAUCCUUUGAAUUUACAAGAGUUGAGCUUCUUUGAUGAACAGCCCGCUGCUAGCAGUAGUAUGAACCAAUCAAUAAGACAUCCAACGGCAAGUCCGUGGAGGAUUGAAUUUGGUAAUUUGCCCAUAAAAUGGCAAAUCAACACAUAUGUUAAACCAAAUAUGACGCCAGCCCUUGAAAGUUCUUUUAUUAACUUUAAUGACACCAAGAAAAAACAUGUCUACACCCCCAUAGUACCAGUUAAUGAAUCAUUACCUGAGAUCAGCGAAAGCCCUAACUUGAAACAGACAAGCAUAAUGUCCUUUAUAAAGGAAGUUGUUGAGAGAAGUGCUAAUAAGAAGAAGAAAAAGUCAAGUCCAGUGAAAAAUAAUUCACUCUUUGAAGAUGUAACACACUCCUUUGUGAAUGUAGAAAAUACACCAGCUAAAGAAACCUUACCAAGCUCAAAAACAAGCAGGACACCCAACAAAGGCAUGCCCGUGGAAAAUAAUGCAAAUGAAACCAACACAAAUAAUGACUCCUCUGUGGAAGACAAGGAAAAUGACUCAGAAAGUGCUGAAAAAUCCAAUGGAAAUGAUAAGGAUUUGACAUUUUUUGGUUUCAAUGAAUCCGAAGAUCAAGAAAACACUUCACCAACUAAAAAGAAACAUAGAUCUACAAAAUCUCAACCUAGACGAGCCCUUCAAGAGCUUAAUACUUUUAAAGGUCCGUCCAGACCAGUGUUACCAGUUGCUGCAAAAACUAAAAUACUUCAAAACUUUGACAAAGCAAAUGAACUUUAUGAAAACAUGAAAUCUGCUACCGAACCUCCUGUCUUCCCUGAAAUAUCUAUUGCUGGCAAUACCGAGGUAACUAAUGUCAAUCCGACUGAGGACAAUGAGGAUUCACAAUCAGUGCAUCUGUUUGAAGAUAUUGAAGUGGUACAUCAUCAUAAGCCAAUUCGCAAAAGCUACAGUAAGCCCAAAAGGGUGAUGUUCAGGCAAAGAGCGGUUGAGGACAGUGAUGACAGUCGUGACACUGAUGAUGAAUCAAGCGGUGACGAAAUGGAUGAAUCUUUCACACUGCCAACCAUCCAAAUAAAAAAACCAACCAAGAAAAGAGUAACAAAGAAACAGAAGUUGUCUAAAAAGGAGGAAAAAGAAGCGGAAGCAUGGGCGGCAGGAUUCAACUCGAUGUGUGAAAAUAUUGAAGAAUUUGAAUUAGUUGUAGAAUGAUCUGCCUAUAUCAUGAACUAACUAACUAACUUAUUAUUAAUGGUUAAAGGGUAACUGGGUCCAUACAAACUAUACAUGUUUAUUCACAUUGAAAUUUUAUAUGAAAAACAAUUUGGUAGAAUCGUCUUCCAAUAUUCUUGUGCAUUGCCAUCAUUUCUGCCGUUUCAUACAUUUUGCAAAUUUUUAUCAAUCAUGGCUCACAUCUACAAUAUUAAAGAAAAUUUCAUUAUUUUAAAAUUAAUUAUGUCACAUAGUAUGUUAAAAAAAAUAUAUAUAAUUUGAUAAAUAACUUAUAUGUUUAAAUAUUACUUUGAAUCUAUUAUAAAUAAGUUUUAAACACUCGAUUUCAGUUAUUGUAACUUAAAAAUUAUGUGAAGAAUUUCUUAUAACAUGACAUUUUUAUAUUUAAAUUUUAAUUUUAUUUAAGAAUAUAAAGGGUUGUAUGCACAUAUGCAUUACAUUAGACUAGAUACAUAAAAUGUAAGUUAAUAAAUAUAUUUUAUAUGAAAA
Molecule: messenger RNA, 3339 nt
Organism: Danaus plexippus (monarch butterfly)
Lineage: Eukaryota; Metazoa; Arthropoda; Insecta; Lepidoptera; Nymphalidae
Gene: dmt
Product: probable myosin light chain kinase DDB_G0279831
Exons: 3
Coding region: 211-2829 (872 amino acids)
Source: RefSeq, a predicted model, not a curated record